Messenger RNA from Sparassis crispa, 1755 nucleotides. RefSeq lists its product as hypothetical. The transcript is spliced from 6 exons. Bases 1 to 1755 code for a protein of 584 amino acids. Lineage: Eukaryota; Fungi; Basidiomycota; Agaricomycetes; Polyporales; Sparassidaceae. The record is from RefSeq and is a predicted model, not a curated record.
AUGGCGACUACUCUGACCAGCUCAGACGAAUAUCCUCUGAGGCGCACACAGUCCACCGGCGAUCUGCCAGACGUCGACAACGGCCCUCGUCCCGGUCGACAUCGUAUGUCCACUUCCCCUCGCCGCUCAGAGAGCCAGACGCCGGCCAGCAUGCGUCUGCUCAUGGACCGCUCAACCACCCCAUCUUCCACUAUCGCCUCACCUGAGUCUGCCCAUCUUACAUCACAAACUAGGACCGUGCCCGCUCUCAUGGCGACAGACCGUAAUCCCGACAUCCACCUUGACGCGCGCACAGCAACUGUCAAUGCUCCCUCAGACAAUGAACCGCAUUCCUUGUCGAUCAGACUAUUACAGUUCCUGGGAUACACGGGUAAUAAUGCACGCGCCAGGAGGGACCUGAUUUCUCUCGUUUGGAAUCUCUCAUUCGGGUUAGCACAGUUUGCAGUAAUCAUUACGCUGCUAGCGUUCUCAGCGCAUCAUGAGAGCCCUACAAGUCCUGGUUUGUCUGAAUGGGAAGCUUGUGCAAGGCCACUGGGUGUUUGGAACUCUCUGUGGCUCGUCAGAGUGGCUCUGGGCUGUGUCUUGUCUGUCUGGGGUUGGUUUAGAGAGCGCGCUACGAGGAUAAAUCAAGAGCGGAGGCACGCCGAGGACGCCGAAGCUGGGCGCUCAGAAGCUACCCAGCCAACCUCAGCUCGCAGUGGGACUUCAGGCAGGCCUGCUCCUGCUCGAGGUUCUAGGUUGUCCGGCGCCGGUGGCCAGGCUGAGACUAACGCAGAUUCUUCCAUCAAUUCGAAGUACCCACAUUUGUAUGCUCGACUGUCGUUCCUUACCUCUUUCAUUUCUCUGGCUUGGUUUCUGACGGCACAUAUCCUCGAGUACACGUCCGUCAAGACCUGCCGAUUGUCAUCUCCUCAUCUCUGGUGGUUGACGUUUGGGAUCCUAUGCAUCUUGUACCUGACGAUCCUCGAAAUCUUCCUUCUUGGCUUACUGGUCUUCUUCGUUGGCCCCGUUAUCUAUCUGUUUUGGAACAUCGUACUCUUGUGUUUGGGUCGGCAUCCACUUCAAAACAUCAAACCCGAAAUCGGGAAGCUGCCAAAGUCAAUUGUGGACGAGAUACCGCUGGUGCUGUACAUACCGCCGCCGCCCGAUAGCUCUACUGAUGGAUUCAGCACCCCGACGGUACCACCGCCAACCCACUCAUAUCCUCCUAAGCCUCCUGCCCGGAGGUCGCGCAAACGCCGCUUUGCUUUCCUGCGGAAGUCUUCAAAGGGAGAUUCCGGAGGAAGCUCUUCCAAGGGUCUAUCGCAUAAGGUAAAUCAGCCCACAGGAGCCUGGGAAGACCGUUGGGAGCCGGGCGAGUACCCAUUCGUGAGGCUGGAGGGAAAUCGUGCGGCGUGUGCGAUCUGUCUCUUGGACUUUGAGGAGCCCAAGCGCGUUGGGGACAAAGAUGCUGUGCCAGCUACAGCAACGCCUGAGAACGAAGCUGAAACGGGCGGGGAGCCAGACACGACGAAUGCACCGGCGGAAGAAGUACAGGUCGAGGAAGUCUCCGAAGAGGAGCGGGACGCGCUGAUGCUUGGCGAUGCCGGAGAAGGCGCGCAACCAUUGCGUCUGUUGGCAUGUGGUCAUGUCUUUCACAAAACAUGUGUGGACCCAUGGCUCACAGACGUAUCUGGCCGAUGUCCGAUCUGCCAGCGCCCGGUCGAGGUGCCCCAGCGUGACGGGAAGAAAGACAAGCGAAGUCGUUGGACUUGA